AUCGGACACGAACGAGGGGUGGGAGUCAUGUUAUGCAGGACAAAAUGAAUGAUUCUCUACGUAUCUAUAAAAAUAUUAGACUAUCUACUAUCGUACUAGACCACUGCUCUACAUCGUCACUCUCACUUGUAGUUGGAGUGGGCCACUCAUGUUGCUCUCAAUCCUAGAACUAUACAGUUGAAAAGACUAACUUGGGGGUCUCUAAAAACUUUAUUUUUCAGAGUAACCUUAUGAUCCAUUGUCAGCCAUCGCUCGCCAUUGUCAGACCCUAUCGUGAAUCAAUGCUGAUUUUGCUAAGAUUGUCUACGUGUCUGUCAUACUAGACUGCUCUACAGGAGUGGCCCACUCAUGUUGCUCUCAAGUAGAUAGAAGUUUCUGAAACUUUUCUUUUCAGUUGUUCUAACUUCCACCGCAGACGCAGGCGGAGUAGAACAAGACGACGGAGUAGGUCUCGCGACCGUGGUAGGAAAGGGAGGUCACGAUCGCGGGAUCGUAGUAGGAGACGGAGACGCGAUGACAAGCCUUCUGCAUCAAAUGGUGCUGUAGCAAACGCAAAUGGCUCCAAUAAUGGUACAACUAGCUGCAAAGACCACCUCCAUCAUCAUUCUUCCUCGUCCUCCACAUCAGCAGGCCACAACAAGUUAAUAAGGCCUCCCUCUAGCUUGCGCAAAGACCCUAUAGCAUUGGAGGGAUGGUACCAGAAGCAGCGGUUGUACAGUUAUAGAACUGUCCGGCCUCUCGUCUUGCAAUACCACGGUCCGAUUGAAGGAGGAUUUUUGAAGAAUACUAGAAGUAAGGCUUUUCUUCCCUCAGCAUUACUAGCUACAUCUUCAAGCACUACUAAAAAUAGUAGUACAAACACAACUUCUAGCUGCACACCAAGUAGUACAACAAGUACAAGUAGUUCUAGUACAACUCCUAUGCUAGCUCGCCGUUGUCCUUUGUGGGAAACUCUGUAUGAAAAACUGCCACAGAAACCUGGGGACAAGACCAUAGAGCCUGUGGGAGAAGGUGCUUAUGGCAAAGUCUAUAAAGCACGGAACAGACUGACAGGGCAGAUUGUCGCAGCAAAAGUAACGAAUCGGAUACACGACGAGCACGACGGCGUGACGAUUGCUUUCAUGCGUGAGCUGCAGACUAUGAGGAGACUGGCUUGUGAUGUGGAAGAUGCUGUGCAGGAGCAAAGUAAAGAUGCUGCUGACAACAGUAAGGAGGGUGGGACAAAUUCGAAAAGAACUUCCACCUCAGGUGGUGCUGGACAGAAUAAGUCUGCUCCUGCUGCUGGAACCAGUACAACUACAAGUACUACUACAGCCUCUACAGCUGCUUCAACAUCUUCAGGAGGACCCACCCCUUCUUCUUCCUCCUCAGCUUCAUUUACAAGUAGAAGAAAGGCGGCCACUAAGAGUUGUGUGCAGAUGGUCGAAACGUGUUGCUCCCCACAGGGAGAGCCCGUCAUUGUGAUGGAGUACUGCCACGCAGCAUUGAACCAGCUGUUACAGAGUGAGCAACACUACCUGAGCAUGGCCAAUAUCAAAUUUCUGGUCAAGCAGAUCCUAGAGGGAGUUGGUUACAUGCACUCUCUAGGGAUAUUACACCGAGAUUUGGCGACGAAGAACAUCCUGUUCAACAUAUCGGGAGAAAUCAAGGUAUACCUAUCUAUGAUGUAUACAACUACAACCCUACUUCUUCUAGUUUGGAAAAUAUCCUAAAUUUUAAAUAAAAGCAAAAGUCAGGAAAAGGCGACCUUUUUUUCGAUUGCCGAAGAGGUGGGCUGCCGAAGGUACUGUAAUCGUCGUGGUAGUCGUCCUACUUCUCGUCGCGUAUUUUUCUACUGACUUUCUCCUGUACUUGUUUUCUCAACACCGGUCUUUGUCAUUCUUUGUUCUCUCAAAGCUGCAGCUGCCUUCUAAACUAUGUACCCGUCGUGUGCAUUUUCGUGCACCAAAAAUCCCGGAUCGCAGUUCAGUUUUCUCCGUUUUGCUUUUGCCGACCACAGAUUUACAGUUUAUCCCCUUCGCGCGCGCCCUUCUCUGUUGGUAUUCGAAAAAAAGGAGACCAACAUACUACUUGCGCUUUUCCUGGUCUUUCUCGCUCUACUUCUUGUUUUGGUUCUUUCUCGCUCUGCGCUUAUUGGUCUCCUUUUUUUCGCCAGGUGUGUGAUUUCGGUUUAAGUCGCGUAGCAUACGCAGAAUGGCCUUCGGACAACAAGACAAUAACGAAUGCGCAGGUCAGAAGCAACCACCACAAGAACUCAACCUCUCCACCUACAACAUCUCUGCAAUUAGUGAAAGCAAGAGACCUUGAACCCCCACAAGUGAUAGUGACACCUUCUUAUCGAAGCAUCGAGCUUCUGCUGGGCGAGCGCAACUAUGGCCCUGCACUCGAUAUCUGGGGCGCUGGAUGUACGAAACUUCUAUGACCUAGAACUUCUUAGUGCUGUUGAUAAUUCGUCACGUUUUCUGAAACCUCCUAGUUCCUCGAGGAGUUAUUUUUUGAGUGCAGCUGGUGACGUGAAUAACAAAACAAGUAGAUUCUACUAGAAGAAGAACCAGAUGAAGAACGCGAUCAUGAACGUUAUCUUUCAAAGUAAAAGACUACCUUAUGGAUGUGGAAUCCCAACACCUCUUUUUUUCCGACCGAUCGAAGAGGAAAAGACUUAUGAAGAGUUCACUCGUUAAUGAUGUGCUUCCUACAUAACAACUACAACGAUAUUAAGUACAUAGUGGAAACCUACAACAACACAACAUCAUGAUAAGUACUUAGAAUACAGUCAGCUUCAGUUCUUUGUGUUGUAGGUUUAUUUAAACCUAACACUCCUGGCCUAGUUGUACCACCCAUCAUGGGGAUAAUCAAUCCCAAAACGAAAACUCUCCCUCUCCAGGCAUCCUCGGUGAAAUUUUGGUUGCGAAAGGUGUAUCCUCAGCGACGCAUUCAGCGCGCAGGCCGUUUUUCUAUGACACCGAGAAGUGGGAGAAAGGGCGUGUAAAAGUAAACGAGCAGUCGUUUGCCUCGUUCAUUUUCCAGCGCUUAGGAAGGCCAACGGCAAAAAGCUGGCCUCGCUAUGAGCACUUGCUGCGGAACUACUCUGGCUUCGAGAACUUCGAUUCGAUGAUCAAGGGUGUACGCAUGCACCGGGAUCAACUGGUUGAUGAAGUAGGGAGGACUUCUACUGAUAAGAAACCAGCAGCACCAUCAAACAGUAGUACCUCCUCCAAAGGCACGGGAAAACUACAAGGUAGCAAACCAUCUUCAAAAGACAACUCUCAGAGUUCAAACACCACUUUCUUCCUCAACAACGAAGCUGUGCAUAUGAAGGAACUUUUCACUGUCGGAACCUACAAACAAGUGCUGUUCCAACUGGCCGUUAAAGACUCACUGUUUUCCCUUCUUGGGCACAUGCUAGCCUUAAAUCCCGAUAGAAGAUGGUCCGCAGAAGCUUUGAUGGAGCAUCCUUGGUUUACGGAGAAGCCCGAACCAGCAUGGGAGAAGGACCGCUUCGCAAACAAAGUCGACGUAGAUGAUGGCGCUAAAGCGACAAGAGAAGUUAUGUUGAUGUACUAGUGCUGUAGUAAUGACUCAUUGUUCUCUACUUACAUUAUACAUAAUCAUGAUCCAUUACUAAUGAGAAUGACCUUAAUCUUAAUCAGGAGAAUUUUUCUUGUACUAGAAGUAGAAGAAGAUUCAUAUCGCCCCGCAUGGAACAAUUGGAAGCUGCUUUUACUCAUCCUGUAGAAGAUUUUUUGUAAUUACUCAGAUCUAUCUAUCAUUCCACCCAUACAAGUACUGUUAGCAAGCCCAUAGAAGGCGUCGUGUAUCUGACUCAAGCAGGAACUACAACAACCUGUUGUGUGCUAGUCACCGCACUAGCCGAGCCACGAGUCGUUGAAGCGAAGCAAAUGACGCGCUUAUGUUUACAACCGGUCACCACAGAACGCAAUGAGGCCCCAUUAAAAAGUUACAAGAUGUUGACCUCUCGCUCUCCACCUGCCUCCCCCUCCUCUAAGCCAUCCGAAAAGAAGAGAGAACUGCUGCUGAAACAGCUUCAAGAUGGAGGCUCUGGCGGUCCUCCCCAACAGCAGGACGCAACCUCGAAAAUGAUGCGCAGUACCAGUCCUAUGAAGUCCGCAGGAAUAGGCAGUAGCUCCAAACUUGGCGCUUUGGGUUCUGCUUCAAAGACUAUGCUCGGUGGCGUACUACCUGGUGCUCCUGAUUUGCUUGGAUCAACAACGACAAAGACAAAUCUGACGACUUCUUCAACGAUUCCUCCUUCUUCAAACAAUGAGAAUGUUAAGAGUCCUUGGUGCCACAUUUAUUUUGCGUCUCAUGUUGUGGAGAAUGCAAAAUAGAUGUUGUCUGAACAUCAACUUCUAAGACGUCGAGUAGCAAAUUUUUAUCACGUAGUGGAAAGCCUUUGCCACCGAAUUGGCAAAAGAUGUUUUCCAAGUCCAGCGGGAAAUGGUACUACGCGAACGUGAAAACUUGUGCCGCACAGUGGCAAACGCCAACGAAAUGAAGACACCAACGACAUGAGAUCGAGGCUCUACUUGAUCGUUUUCUUCAUCCGGAGGACGGAGAUGAUGAGUUUAAGUAGAUUUUUUUAGAGUUGGGAAUAGUUGUGAAAGACAUACUAGUACCAUCUUGUAGAUUUAUACUGGGAGUGGGACUGGUUGUCCUUGUUUUGGUGGAGGUCUUACUACUACUUCUAGAAGAUGUUAAAGGCUGUCCUUUUCCGUUUCUCGUCUUUGCGUGUCAGAUUCUUUUUGAUACAAUCUGAAGGUCAUGCAACAUACUUCCCCAGUAAUCAUCAUAAAUUCAAAUUUUCCCUUUUUCCCGAGUCUCUUCUGCUUUCCUCCGAGCAGAGUCUUUUUCUUUCCUCUCCCUCGAAUCCCAAUUUUCAAACCCUCACCCUGCUAAUUCAAAGUUUUUAGCACAUCGGGCUCUCGGGUUCUCCAGAAUUGUGUCAGUCUACUUUUAGUUCUACAGACUACAUAUGUGCACAAGCGACUCAGCCUGAUGUUUCAUUAUCAUGCAAGAACAUCCUGAUCUUUCUUUCAGACUGAAUCAAGAAACGAAAAAUCAAAACCUUUCAGACUGUGCCGAUGCACAAUGUUUCUCUUUCUGCUCUCAUCGUUGCUGCGACACUGAUCCAC
This is a messenger RNA of Amoebophrya sp. A25, 5153 nucleotides long. The record is from the annotation of a GenBank genome assembly. NCBI's taxonomy places the organism in Eukaryota, Dinophyceae, Syndiniales, Amoebophryaceae.